Messenger RNA from Stylophora pistillata, 2286 nucleotides. RefSeq names its product tetraspanin-9. The record is from RefSeq and is a predicted model, not a curated record. NCBI's taxonomy places the organism in Eukaryota, Metazoa, Cnidaria, Anthozoa, Scleractinia, Pocilloporidae. Gene Ontology annotation, cellular component: plasma membrane.
UCAACAUGGCGAUCGAAGAACGAUUUGAGUUGAUGCUAAAUAUGUGUUUUUCCACAGUAAAAAUGCGAGAUUGGGAAAGAAUUUAUAUGUAUAAGUGAAACAUAUGUAAUGCGUAAUCGCUGAUGUCUAAGUUGGGAAGGCCAUCUUUUGAGGAUAGCCUUCCCGGCAACAUCACAAAUCGCGGCAAUUAGUUUCCGAGGGGGAAAAAUAAUAUUCAAAAGCAUUUCGCUGAUUUUGACACGUAUUUCUUCAAUUAUUCAUGUAUUGCUUAUUUGACCAUGUUCCCCUACAUUAUCAUGAAUUAAACAAGUAUUGAUGUUUUGAAUUUUCUUCCAGUAAAAGAAGAUGAUUACAAGCGUUUCUUUGAUUCAAGAAAAGGCAGAACGAGUAGACUUCAGUAAAGGGAAUACUUAAAAGAAAGAAGACUUGAGUUCCUUGUACACGAAUACUCUACAACAAGAGGUCGCAACGGUGUGAUUUAGGAGACUUGGCUCUUCUGAAAGUGGAAUCGAUCAAAAUUGAACCCGAUUGGUGCCGAUCAAUCAAUAAACGGUGCGGUCUAACUUUCUUAAGGAGCCUGAAGUGAUGAACUGACCAAUUGAAAUCGUUAUAGCUGAUCAGACAUCUCAGUUCCUCUGUUGAUUAAGGUGUAUGAAGAUGACUGGAGAUUGCGGAUACAAGUGCUUGAAAUUUAUGGUAGUUUUCUUCAACUUAUUAUUUUGGCUUGCCGGCUGUACUUUGUUUGGUUUAGGAAUAUGGUUGCUCAGCAAUAAAGGAGAAGUAGCAGGAGAUUAUACCAAACUGGCGGGCUCCAUCAACUACAGGGCCGCACCCAUCUUAUGUGUUGUUAUUGGUGCAGUUACAAUCGUGGUGGCAUUUAUGGCAUGUUGUGGAGCAAUCAAAGAAAACCAAUGUAUGCUUGGUUCCUACUUUGCAUUUAUUGUGGUAAUAUUUUUUCUGGAAAUUACUGCCAUUGUUCUAACUUAUGUCAACAGGGAAGAAAUUGAGAACAAUCUACGAGGUGACAUUCAAGAAACUUUGAAUGAGUAUCGAGAUCCUGAGCAUGAAGCUGUCACAAGAGCAAUUGACGAAAUACAGGGAAGUUUUAAAUGUUGUGGAAAUUACCAAUAUAUUGAUUGGUUUAACACCAGUUGGGGAAGAAGGAACAAAGGAUCCAUUCCUAAAAGCUGCUGCAAAGACCCUUCAGAUGAUACAUGUAAUAAAAAUGCUACUCAGGAUCCAACAAAAGUCUACACCCAAGGUUGUUAUGACUUUGUCAGGAAAUAUCUGUUGAACAAUCUUCAUGUGAUCAGUGGAUUUGGCAUAUGGAUUGCAGUUAUUCAAAUCAUGGGAAUGAUAUUUUCUCUAUGUUUAUGUUGUCAGAUCAGGUAUAAUAAUGACACUUAUGUGUGACUGCACUUUAAAGUAUAUUUCAUAGCUAUAGCUUCCUUUUGAUGUAUGAUUAAUUAUUGGUAUUUUUAAUUUGUAAGGGAAGUCAAAUGGUGAUGUGGGCCAGUUCGAGUUAUAAUUUAUAGCAAAUUACAGAAAAAUAUGACCUAAGAAGGAUAAAAAAAGUAAUUGGUGGAAGUUGAGAUCACAGAAGCAUGUGAUGUUUUAUUUGUGUCAUGAAUAUUUUGGAUCAGUGUGCAUAUUGUAGUCACUAGAAUGUAGUAUAUGCAGGGUUUAUCAACAAUCCAUGUAAUGGCUAUAUUUAUUAUGUUUUUGCUAGAGCAGGGGUUUCAAUAAAAUUUAAAGUAGGUAGCCGGUUAGUGAGAGUAGCCGACCGUACCAACAAGGGGCUUUUACUUGUCACUCGUGAAGUGAUUUUACAAUACAAGAUAUUGAACAAUUUUAAGUACGAUUUUGAUAUGUGAAUCGAUGCUGUUCACCAACGACCCACUACCACCUCAGAACGAGUUGAGUGCCAUGACCAACGAGCUGUGUCCGAUCUUUUGAUAAUUAUUUAAUUUUGAAAUUGAGGUAAAAAGUUCAUACAAGCCCAUCAAAAUUGAUUUUAGUUUAGUUUUCAAAGACUCUUUCUUUAAUAAUAAAUUUAGGGAAAAUGUAGCCAACUAUUCUGAGCAAAGUAGCCAAGGCUUUUCGUCGGCCGUUGGUGCUCAUUGAAAGCACUGCUAGAGUGUAUCAGAUAAAGUUUAAAUUUCCGGGUGGUGGAAAAGUGCUGCUCUGAGGUUACGCUUGCGUACCAGCAGCAAAAAAAUAAACUAUUGUGAUUUUUUUGUAGAUGUGUGUUUUUGUUUGUAUCACUCGGUUGAUAAUCUGGGUAUU